CAAAUGUCGAGGAGCGCAGCCAAUUCCAGACGCGACAUAGUUCUAAGCACGGAAAGACUCUCUGAUUUGCUUGUGCUUCCUUUUGGACAGGGGACGACGCCGUGGAUGCCGAAUGGCCCUGAGUCAAUGGGAAUGUCCCGUCGCGGGCAUUCACUAUCAAGGUGGGAUCGCGUGGGUACGGCUGACGUCUGCGUGAGAGUAUAAAGCAGGCUGGUAGAUGCCUGAGUUCCUUUUGCCUCUUCAAAGCCUUUUGUGUCUCACUCUCAUACCAAGAACAUACCUUUCAGCCUUCAUUGCUGACGCUUCCCUUGCUUCACUUUCUGCCAUCAUUCAUCACUUACAACUUCGUCUGUUUUCCCAAUGCUGUCCACACGUACAGCAACUCACACUUCCCUGGCGUCUAAACAGACCGGCGCUCAGAUCUUGAAGACACUCACAUCUUCAACAAGCACUGGUCUUCGGCCAACCUUCAUCGUCGUCCGCCAAUAUGGCUUGACCAAUUCCCACCGCAACUUCUCCACAACACCACAGCACAGGAUCAAAGAGUUCUUCCCCGAAGCAGAUGCUCCAAGCGUACGGAAGACUCCUGCAGCAUGGCCGCAUCCGAUCUACACCCCCGACCAAAUGGCCGCCAUUCCCAUCGCCCACCGCGAAGCGACCACCUUCAGUGACAAAUGCGCCCUCGGCCUCGCACGCUUCGCCCGCUGGGGCUUGGACACUGUCUCGGGGUACAAGCACGACAAAGCCGUUGCACUGGCUGAGAAAGAUCUCGCAGCCGCGCAGACAAAAUACGGAAUGACAGAGGAGAAAUACAUGAUCCGAAACAUAUUCCUUGAAAGCAUUGCAGGUGUGCCGGGCAUGGUGGCGGGCAUGCUAAGGCAUCUGCAUAGUAUGCGAAGGAUGAAGCGAGACAAUGGAUGGAUUGAGACGCUGCUCGAAGAGUCGUACAACGAGCGCAUGCAUCUUCUUACAUUUUUGAAGAUGGCAGAACCCGGGCCUUUUAUGCGCCUCAUGGUGCUCGGCGCCCAAGGCGUGUUCUUCAAUGCCUUCUUCGUCGCCUACCUCGUCUCGCCACGCGCGGCCCAUCGCUUCGUCGGCUACAUUGAGGAAGAAGCCGUCAUCACUUACACACGCGAAAUUGCGGAUCUCGAGGCCGGCCGCCUCCCAUUGUGGGAGAAGACAGUCGCCCCGGACAUCGCGGUCGAGUACUGGAAGAUGCCCGAGGGUCACCGCACGAUGCGAGACCUGCUUCUCUAUAUCCGCGCGGACGAGGCCAAGCAUAGGGAGGUCAAUCAUACGCUCGGAAACCUAGACCAGAAGAACGAUCCAAAUCCGUAUGCCAGUGUGUACAAGGAUGCGAGCAAGCCACAUCCAACCAAGGGAAUGGAGCAUCAUAAACCCACGGGGUGGGAGCGGAGUGACGUUUUGUAAGCUCGAACAAAGAGAGACGAGUAGGAUCAUUAGACCCAUGUUUUAAAGCGGUGGUUUUGAGCGCCGCAUUUUUCUCCUCUCUUGGAUUUAGCGCGGCGUUUGGGGGAAUUCUAUAGACGGGGCGGGACUUUUACCCCAGUGGCUAGCACGGAGGUACUCUGAAUUGCAAGCUCGAACGUUGUACAUAAACGCCUUCGCAGUGCUUAUACGCAGUCGACGCUGUCUGAUUCGUACGCUCAAGUAUUUUACAUCUUGUCCCAAGCCCUCAGGAUCCUUUGAAGUACCUCAAACACCAGUAAAACCAAUGCAAGGCUACUAGACCUCCGAAGUACUCCAGUCCGGCCUCUUUCAGACAUCUACAUUUCGCAUUUCGCAUUUCAGUUUCUUCUCGCACGGCUUUAGUCCGUCAUAGCCUCCGCCCCCCAUCUUUUGUC
Mytilinidion resinicola is the source of this 1865-nucleotide messenger RNA. Its product is annotated as alternative oxidase. The record is from RefSeq and is a predicted model, not a curated record. NCBI's taxonomy places the organism in Eukaryota, Fungi, Ascomycota, Dothideomycetes, Mytilinidiales, Mytilinidiaceae. The coding region runs from base 361 to 1431 and encodes 356 amino acids. Gene Ontology annotation, biological process: alternative respiration. Gene Ontology annotation, molecular function: alternative oxidase activity. The transcript has 3 exons. Gene Ontology annotation, cellular component: mitochondrion.